GUAGCUAUUAUUUAUUGUAGGAAGAACUGAAAAUCAAUUACCUUGCAAUUGCAGCAACUAUUCUCAAUCCUCACUUUGAAAAUGAUGAAAGCUGAGGAUGCUGAGAAUUUGUAUCUCAAAUCUCAGAACCCUGCAUUUCGUUCCAUACUAUCCAUCCUUGUUAUGGGGUUACUUGUUGCUGCAUCAUCAAUGGAUGAUUAUAACAUCAAUUUCAAUUUCACUGGUUUCACCCCAAAUAUGCCUGACAUAGUGUAUGAAGCUGAUGCAUACGCAUCCAACAACGCAGUCCAACUCACCCUUAACCAAAUGAAACAGAAUCUACGGGGUGGUAUUGGUCGAGCCACUUAUUACAAGCCAAUGCACCUUUGGGACAAAUCAUCUGGGAAUCCCUUACUUGCAGAUUUCACCACUCAAUUUUCUUUCUCCAUUGAUUCCUUGCAUAAUAACUCAGGUGAUGGGUUUGCGUUUUUCAUUGCUCCCAAUGGCUCAAAAAUCCCACCUAAUUCCGGAGGUGGUAACUUGGGACUUCAAAGUAAAGGCGUCGUCAACCCUCCAUUUGUUGCAGUGGAGUUUGAUACGUUUGGCAAUCCUUGGGAUCCUUUCGGGUUGUCAGCUCACGUGGGCAUUGGUCUCAACACUAUCGAGACUUCUCUUACCGCUGUCAAAUGGUGGUGGAAUGAGAUUGCAAAUGGGGGAGUAGUUAAUGCUUUCAUCACUUACAACUCUAGUACAAACAACCUGAGUGUUCUUUUACUGGAUGCUGAUGAUUUUACCCUUCGAAAUUCAUCUAGGCUUUCUGCAAAUCUGGAUCUUAGCAUAUAUUUACCAGAAUGGGUCACAUCUGGCUUCUCAGGAACCACUGGAAGUUAUUAUGAGCUUCACACUAUUUAUUCCUGGAAUUUCAUCUCUACCUUACAAGUUGUUAUGCCCACGAAUACAACUAUCAAUCCUCCAGCAACAAGCCCUCCAGCCAACCCCAAGAGGAAGAGUAGGACAUGGCUAUGGGUAGUUUUAGCCAUCAUUGGUGCCAUUUCUGCUGCACUCCUGGUUUGGUUUUACUGCAGGAGGAGAAACUACAGCAGGAAAGAAGAUGGGACCAUGUCUGUCAACGUAAACAGAGAAAUGGUGACAGCAGCUAGGAAGUUUUCCUACAAGGAGCUAAGACUUGCAACCAGUAGUUUUGCUGAUGAAGGUCUGCUUGGGGAGGGAGGUUUUGGAAAGCUUUAUUUAGGCUUCUUGAGGGACAUAAGCUGCAAUAUUGCUGUCAAAAGGGUAACUCCAAAUUCCCAACAAGGGUUUAAAGAGUAUGAAUCAGAAAUUACCACUACUACCAGAUUGAUGCACAGAAAUUUGGUCCAACUCAUCGGUUGGUGCCAUGAUAAAAAUCAGUUCCUCAUUGUGUACGAGUUUCUUCCAAAUAAGAAUCUCGAUUACCAUCUACAUAGAGAGCCAUGCUUAUUGACAUGGGAUAAAAGGUAUAAAAUCGCUAUGGGAUUGGCUUCAGCGUUGUUCUAUCUGCAGGAAGAAUGUAAUCAAUGCGUGUUGCAUCGAGACAUCAAGUCAAGUAAUGGUCUGUUGGAUUUGAGUUUCAAUGCCAAGCUUGGUGACUUUGGGUUGGCUAGGCUUGUUGACCAUGGACAAGGGUCUCAAACAACACAGGUUAUGCUCGGGACGGAAGGUUAUAUAGCACCCGAGUGUCUUGACACAUACAAAGCCAUUAAAGAAUCCGACAUUUACAGUUUUGGUAUUGUUGCCUUAGAAAUAGCUUGCGGAGAGAAGGCGAUUGCUGUAAUCGACAGGAACGGCCAGAGGUUCAAAACAAAACUGGUGGAAUGGGUUUGGGAGCUAUAUGGGAAAGAGAGUCUUUUUGAUGCUGCAGACCCAAGAUUGUCUGGCAAUUACAACAUGGAACAAAUGGAACGGCUGCUCUUAGUCGGGAUGGCCUGUGCUCACCCAAACUAUUUUGACCGCCCAUCCAUAACGCAGGUUGUGGACAUCCUUUCUUUCAAAGCUCCACUACCCAUUAUACCACCGGAGAUGCCGAUUCCAACAUACAUUGUAUCACUGGAAGACACUAUUGUUACAUUUUCAACAUCCCUUUCAUCCAAUACUAGAGGCUCCAACAGAAGCCAAAACCAAAAUUCUGGCAAUGGUUCCAGUUGUUGAGAUAUGGUUGUUAGUGAGCCAAGGAGUUUAUGAGGGUCAAGUCUGUUAAGAUUAUGCUAAGUCGUUUUUUUUUCUCUAUAUAAAGGGUCAUUUGUACAUGGUUUUUGCAUGAGAAAGUAUCUUUCUGGUGCUCAUUGCUCUUGCUUUA
Molecule: messenger RNA, 2314 nt
Organism: Gossypium arboreum
Lineage: Eukaryota; Viridiplantae; Streptophyta; Magnoliopsida; Malvales; Malvaceae
Product: L-type lectin-domain containing receptor kinase IX.1-like
Exons: 1
Coding region: 82-2166 (694 amino acids)
Biological process (GO): protein phosphorylation
Cellular component (GO): plasma membrane
Molecular function (GO): protein kinase activity; ATP binding; carbohydrate binding
Source: RefSeq, a predicted model, not a curated record